Molecule: messenger RNA, 1283 nt
Organism: Suillus paluster
Lineage: Eukaryota; Fungi; Basidiomycota; Agaricomycetes; Boletales; Suillaceae
Exons: 9
Coding region: 465-1283 (272 amino acids)
Source: RefSeq, a predicted model, not a curated record
GAUCGGGUAUAUGCGUAGCUGCACUGGUCACACUGCCCCUCCCUGUACUACAUAAGCCACAACCUCUCAUCCACUCAACUCCGUCUGCGAGAUGUUGCAGCAACUACGAUGACAUGCCAUGCGUCAAGACUUCGCACAGACCGGCCAUUUCCUACAUGUCAAUACAGAUUACGCGGCUAAACAUACUCUUGUAAUCCUAUCAACAACACACUCGUGAGAGGUUCCUGUCAGUACUAGUCUGACGCCCCUGGUAAGUACGGAUAUUCCUAUCCUCAAACUGACCGACACGCGACACGACAUUGGCAGUUUCUUCAUGUCACCAAUUGUAUAAAUCGUUCACACUUAAAACAUCGCGCCUCAUCGACAUCCCUAUCCGUACUUAAUCCCACCGCUAUGCUACAAGUUCAACGCAGUCCUCCACGAGGAGGGUGAUGAUGACCGGUGGUAUCACUACGUGAACGUGUAUGUACCAUGUCACUGGUAUAUUAGUACUUGCCACCCGAGUGGCUUUCUAUAGACCCAUCUCACCGUCAACGAGGUCAUCCUCACACCAUGACAUCUCGCGGCGAGCCUCAAAUCCCUGCCGCGCACAAUCUUCCCGGCGGAGGAGAUGGUACUUCCAGGUCAGUAGAUUCCUCGUCCGAAACGCCGAACUUGUACGGCUUGCUGCUGCUGCACCCCCAAGCGCUCCCAAUCCGGCUACCAGCACUCCAGCCUUGACUCUAUCUACUCUACAAGCCUCGAAUGUGCCUAUCACCUUCCCAACCUGCUCUGUGUGUCCCAAUAAGACUGGAAAUAUCAUCAGCCCUGCCUUUAGAGAAACAAAGGACAGUUACGAAGAGUGGGUCAGAGCAACCAUUGGUUAUCCUCUGCUAAUUGAAGUCACCAGUGCGGAGAUUCCACUGCUUGCAGCUCUUGCGCAUCCAAAGGCCAGCUCCGAAGAAUUAAGUGGGGUCCUGAAUUACAUGUCAAUCCAGCUCAUGUUUGAGAGGUUCACCAAUCAAUGUUCGAGCGAAGUGGCUAAGGCGACCUCCAAAUUGUGGAUUGAUGUACUAAAAGAUCCCCAAGCUGGCAAGAGUCACCAUCACCUGUUCAUUAAACUCAUGGCUAAGUUAUACCUGCUAGAGCACGUCCUGCAACACCCUGUUGUAUCUGAGAUGGAGAAUUAUGCCGCUGACACGAUAUAUAUCACCAAUGACAUCUAUUCCUUCAAAAAGGAGCAAUGUAAAGACAGAGCUCUGCACAACAUUAUCACCAUCAUCCAGAACUACUCAGCAUCUUGA